UGGCAGGCCAGCACUGAUGCAGGGACAGCAGGCGCCCUGACCCCUCAGCACGUUCGAGCUCAUUCCUCUCCAGCAUCGCUGCAGCUGGGAGCUGUGUCUCCAGGGACACUUACACCCUCUGGAGUAGUGACUGGACCCGGAGCACCAUCUUCUCAACAUCUCCGCCAGUCUUCAUUUGAGAUCCCUGAUGACGUACCUUUGCCACCAGGCUGGGAGAUGGCUAAGACGCCGUCUGGACAGAGAUACUUCCUUAAUCACAUUGAUCAAACAACAACAUGGCAAGAUCCUAGAAAGGCCAUGCUUUCCCAGAUGAAUGUUACAGCUCCCACCAGUCCUUCCGUGCAGCAGAACAUCAUGAACUCGGCAUCAGGCCCACUCCCCGAUGGAUGGGAACAAGCUAUGACCCAGGAUGGAGAAAUUUACUACAUAAACCAUAAGAACAAGACCACAUCUUGGCUAGACCCAAGGCUUGACCCACGCUUUGCCAUGAAUCAACGAAUCAGCCAAAGUGCUCCAGUGAAACAGCCACCCCCUCUGGCUCCUCAGAGUCCCCAAGGUGGUGUGAUGGGUGGGAGUAGCUCCAAUCAGCAACAACAGAUGAGACUUCAGCAGCUACAGAUGGAGAAGGAAAGGCUGAGACUGAAGCAUCAAGAACUGCUUCGGCAGGCAUUGCGGAAUAUCAAUCCCAGCACAGCAAAUUCUCCAAAACAUCAGGAAUUGGCUCUCCGUAGCCAGCUUCCAACAAUGGAACAAGACGGUGGAUCUCAAAAUCCUGUGUCAUCUCCUGGAAUGUCUCAGGAACUGAGAACAAUGACUACAAAUAGUUCUGAUCCCUUUCUUAACAGUGGCACAUAUCACUCCAGAGAUGAAAGCACAGAUAGCGGACUCAGCAUGAGCAGUUAUAGCGUACCCAGAACCCCCGAUGACUUCCUGAACAGUGUUGAUGAGAUGGAUACAGGUGACAGUAUCAGCCAAAGUAACAUGCCGUCCCAUCAGAACCGUUUCCCAGACUACCUUGAAGCCAUUCCAGGGACAAAUGUGGACCUUGGGACACUGGAAGGAGAUGGGAUGAAUAUAGAAGGAGAAGAACUGAUGCCAAGUCUGCAAGAGGCUUUGAGCUCUGACAUCCUUAAUGACAUGGAAUCUGUCUUGGCAGCCACCAAGCUAGAUAAAGAGAGUUUUCUUACUUGGUUAUAGGGGCCUCAGGGAGACUGAAUUCUAAAUCUGUGAAGGAUCUAAGGAGAAUAGGACAUCUGUAUCUGAAGUUCAGAACAAGCCAACGUGGCACACUUUGGCUUGUGUUCAGAAAAAGUAAAUGAACAAAUACUCAACAAGAUUCUUUCAGUUUGCUCUUCCUUGUCCAUCGCUGCUGUUAUAUAUUGCUGACUUUUUUCCACAGUUGACUCUGAAGAACAGACAUCUUCUUGAUCUUUUUCUAUUGCUGUUGCAACUACUGUUCAAGGGGGGUGGGGAGGGAUGAUGAGCCUAUUUGGAUGACGAAUGCCAUUCCUUUUGUCCUAGUGUGCGCUUGCAUAUCAUUUUAUCUAAGUACUCAGAUUUGAGAGUUAAUUUCUGCAUGUCACUGCUUGUAGUUUGCUCAGCUAGUUGUCUCCUGCUGCCUGUGGCAAGUGGUAAAACAUGACAUACUGGGGUGACAAGCCAAAAAUGAUGUAUCUGGUCAAAAGAAGUCAAUACUGAUUUGGAGAUAUGACUUAAAGGAGGGCUGAAGACUGUUUGGCAUUAAGUGUUUCUACUAGUAGCUCUUUCAUUAGUCACAAAGUGCUCUUGUUCAUAUUUUAUGUUAUAGUAAAUCAUGAGUCAUUUUACAUAGAAACAUAUAUGAACUUUGUUGCCACAUAUUCUAGCCUAACUUUUGUUUGUCAAAAAUAGUUUGAUUAUUUUUGUUAGUUGGUUUAACUGUAGCUGUAGGAUGGGAAGUAAUUAUAGGUGUUCUUUUUUUUUUUAAAUAGUGAAAUCUAAGGUUUUUUUCUGAUUUCACAUAGUCUUAUUUAAAUCUGAAUUGUCUGCUUUUUUUAUACUUAAAACAUGCCUAUUGUAGCCUGAUAAGCUAGUGAGUACAUAAACCAGUAUGUUUUGCCUGUAACUUUUUUAUUUUUUUAAAGGCUAGCUUUGAAUGUAAUCAUUAGAAUUCAUGACCAGUGGCUUAUUUUUCAUGUUUAUUUGCAAGAUUUUGAAUUAGAAUC
Messenger RNA from Charadrius vociferus (killdeer), 2204 nucleotides. It is a transcript of the gene YAP1, whose product is annotated as Yes-associated protein 1. Gene Ontology annotation, biological process: hippo signaling; positive regulation of transcription by RNA polymerase II. Gene Ontology annotation, cellular component: nucleus; cytoplasm. The annotation marks the transcript as partial. The record is from RefSeq and is a predicted model, not a curated record. NCBI's taxonomy places the organism in Eukaryota, Metazoa, Chordata, Aves, Charadriiformes, Charadriidae. Gene Ontology annotation, molecular function: protein binding; transcription coactivator activity; transcription corepressor activity. The transcript is spliced from 8 exons.